UCAAAGAUAUUUGGCAGUUGAUACAACUUGGAUGCACGGGUGAAGUACUAAAGACGUUGAGGAGUUGGAAGAAUGUGUUGGCAACACUCACUACUGGGUCAUCUCCCGGUUCAAUAGCUUUUAUGUUGCAAUAUUUAAGGGUUGUGAAACUGAUGGCAAAGAUAUGGCUGCGCUUUAUCUCCCCAAGAAAAGUCUGCCUUUAUGGAAUGGGAGAGGUGGGUCUCUUAUUGGGAAAACUAGACACAACCCUUAGAGAAAUGAGGUAUAGGUUCAUAGGGUUGAGUAAAGAAGAGGAGUUGCAUGUCUUGGAGCUGAUAUUACUGAAUUUUAUACUAAGGUUGUCCAGUGUUGAAGUCUACUAUGAUUUUACAACUUUGAAGAAUCUGCAUUCUACAUUGUCACGGGUAGAAUUUCUCCAUGAGGAAUUAUCCAUUCAACCUUCCAAUUUCGUGACUGAACUCAAGAAAUCAUUGCACGAGAUUGGUUUCUCUACUGAUGGACCUUUCUACACCCCAUUUCUGAUUCAGAAGUUAGUUGAAUUUUUCUCCUUGAAGCAGUUUGUCUUCUGUGGAAAACUCAAGCACAUAAUUGCAGAAUUGGACGUUCAUGAUAAUGACUUUGAAAAUCCUUUUCACUUCAUUUCAGGGCUUCCUGUUGGUAUACCAUUAGAGAUCACUUUGUAUAAUAUCUCGAGGGAGAAUAGGUUGUGGCUGCAACUGGCUGUGGAUGAGACUUUAACUGAAUUUGUUUUCUUGGAUUUGGAACGAUUUGGAGGCAGCAACCAAAUCAGGAAAUUCACAUUCGUUGCACCCUUCUACAAAACUCCAAAAGCAAAUUCUUUUUCAAUGAGGGUUUACAUUGGUAUGGAGUGCUUGUCUGAGGAUGUUUAUUCAUUCAAAAGACGUGGGGGUCCAAAACGGGAGUUAGUUUUUCUGUGCAAGGAAAAGGAAGUGUUUCUUUCAAUGGGUGUGAAAGAGUGAUUGGUUAUUUUAUUUUCCUUUGGGUAAACAGUAUCGCAUUGAAAAGAUAGACCACAUGUUUUUAUGUUUAAAAACUGCAGGCUUGCUGAUCAAUCUAUUGAGAAAAUGACGUGGACCCUUUUUUCUUUUACAUUCCCAUGGACUUUGAAGUAAUUUAGAAGGGAGUAAUAUAUGUCAGCUAAUCAUCACAUUCUUGGACAAUAAAUGUCCUUGUAUUUGUGUGGAAAACAGAGAGGGCCAAUCUUUCUCAAGCAUAAGAGGUAUGCUGAUGAUUCUAUAAGAAGUUUGAGAUGAAUUGGAGAUGAAGCAUGUGCUGUUCUGAUCAUAUUGUUCCAGCACUGGCUUCCAGUAAAGACAGUGAAAGCAGCAGCCUCGGGAAGAGAUGACACCAAAUGGUAAUCUACCAACUCUUUCCAUUUAUCCGAAGUGCUUGAUUCCAGACUUGAGUUUGCACUUUGCAUAUGAUUUUCUUCUUUGAACUCUCAUCACCUUGAAUAAAGGGAUAUUGUGUGAUGCAGAUGCUCUAUGCAUUUUGGAACAAUCUGGAGGCUAACUUCUCUUAAAGGUGCCUUUAGUCCUCCACUGUUUCUCUUGGUCUGCUCAAUUACACUCGCAGUUCAUGCCUGUUACAUUUUCCAUUAUAUACUUUGUGUUGUUGUCACACAGCUGUGUUUGUGUGUCUGGCAAGGAUGUGAAGAACUUCCUGCCAUUCCGCCAACCUUUAAUUCUGACAUUUCCUCCCUUAGCCAAAGGUGCCCCUGGAAGUAGUUCUCAUUUGACAUGGCAGUCAAAAAUCUUACCAAAAAAUUUGCUUCUGGUACGUAUUCUCUAUAAUCCAGAGAUCAAACAGUAAAGCUGCUAAAUGGGAGGUGGUUAUUAAAACUA
Messenger RNA from Camellia sinensis, 1865 nucleotides. NCBI's taxonomy places the organism in Eukaryota, Viridiplantae, Streptophyta, Magnoliopsida, Ericales, Theaceae. The record is from RefSeq and is a predicted model, not a curated record.